CUAUCGAUAUAUCGAAACUUUCUGUCGAGAAGUUUACAUUUUUUUAAGGAAGAUACCGUGAAGCGUGUGCCAAGUGAUUUCAUCACAGUCGUGAUUCAUUUAUAUCUAAUUCCACUAUUAUUUCAUUUUCAAUGCUUCUGUAAUCAUUAAAGAACAUAAAUGUGCCCUUCAAGAAGUACUGACCGAGCCGUACGAAACCUAUGUAAGGUUAUGAAUAUUUAGGAUUUCGAAGAAGUUCGAUCAACGUGAUACUAAAACACAAAGUGAUUUGGCACUAUUCACAGCAAAAAUGACAGUUAUGGAUUUUUUUGGUUGUGCCUUUUUGGCUUUUGGCCCACCAUUUGCAAUGUUUAUAUUUACUGUCGCAGCCGAACCUAUUAAAAUUAUUGUACUAAUAGCCAGUGCCUUCUUUUGGUUAGUUUCUUUAUUAUUGUCAUCGGCGCUUUGGUACGCUGUGGUGCCACUACAAAAUCACCUUGCAUUUGGACUUGUAUUUUCCGUAUUAUUCCAGGAGGCAUUCAGGUACCUCAUGUACUGGGUAUUGAGAAAAGCUGAGAGGGGGUUAGAGAAAGUAACAACAAUACAUGUAGCAGAUAGCAGGCAUGUGUUUGCAUAUGUGUGUGGUUUAGGUUUUGGUUUUAUGAGUGGUGUAUUUGCUCUAGUCAAUGUCCUAGCAGAUGCUGUUGGACCUGGAACAAUGGGCCUUCGACAAGGCACAGAGUACUUCUUUAUAAUAUCAGCAGCCACAACUCUUUGCUUUAUCUUGCUACAUACAUUUUGGGGUGUUGUAUUUUUCUCUGCUCUGGAUAGAAAAAAUUGGGGACAAGUUAUUUGGGUUGUUGGCUCACAUUUGUUUGUGUCAUGUAUGACCUUGUUAAAUGUGUACCAAGCUUAUGUAGCUACUACUUUAUCUGCUUAUGUUGUUUUAAUGAUAACAACUGCACUUGCAUUCAAAGUUGCAGGUGGCAGAACUCAAAGUAUAGUUCAUUGUUUUUCAAGAGAGUAAAGGAAGAAACUUUUAUAACAAAGUUAAAAUAUAAGUAGUUGUGUUUGACUUGAAUGAACAUCACAGAAUGAUAAGGUUUUUUUCCCUUAGGUAUUAGACCACAAAGAGAUUGUUCAUUACUCUGAUAUACACUGUGUGUAAGAAGAUAUGAUGUUAAAUUAACAGACCAUAUCUUAUUCUUUGAUAUUACUAAACAAAUCUGUAAUGAUCAGGAAUAUAUUCAUACAAAUUUAAAACAAGUAGAAACUUACUUGAAGAAUUUCUACACUUGACCAAAAUGUAUAGGAAAAUGUUAAGUGUAUCAGUAUUAUUUAUUUUUCAAAUGUAACAUUCUACCGCGAUGACAAAAAGUUUCUGCAAAAAGUUGUACUAAAUAGUAAUACGUUCUAGCAGAGAAUUUUUUGGUCAAGCUGCUAGUCCGUCCCUUAAACCAUCAAAACAAUUGUAUAACCAAAAUGCGAUAUUUCGAUUCAGAAUCUAAUUAUACUGAAGUGUACAAUAUUGUCUUGUAUUACGAAAAAAAAAAAGAAAUCUAAAAUGCGUGUAAAUGUACAUAUGUAAGAAUGUAUGUAUGCAUAUAUAAUGUACACGAUUUAUCAAAACAGAGAAGAGUAAAUUUGUGCAUCAAUU
Molecule: messenger RNA, 1636 nt
Organism: Eufriesea mexicana
Lineage: Eukaryota; Metazoa; Arthropoda; Insecta; Hymenoptera; Apidae
Gene: aph-1
Product: gamma-secretase subunit Aph-1
Exons: 2
Coding region: 290-1006 (238 amino acids)
Biological process (GO): positive regulation of catalytic activity; protein processing
Cellular component (GO): membrane
Source: RefSeq, a predicted model, not a curated record